UCAAUGUUGUGAGUCGUUCUGUUCGGUUCCAUUUUAAACAAAAAUUUAAAAUAUUAUUUUGGAAAUUUUACCCAAAAAUAAAAAAUAAUUUAAAAAUGUACGGAUUCACGGUUUUUACAUUGAUAUUAUGUGUUACAAGUGUAUUAUGUGCACCACCGAAUUGCUCAAAACCACCACCAGAAGUUACAGCUCAGAAAAUACGUCAGUGUUGUAAUGGACCACCAAUUGAUAAAAUUAUGAAAGAAACCUAUGGUGAUCAAUGUAAAAUGGGACCUCCAAAAGGUACAACAUCUGGUACAAUAUCCUCAUCAUCAUCAGCACCAGCUGCAGCAGCAACAAGUGCCGCAUCUACUACAGCAGCUUCAUCAAGUACAUUAGCUAAUACUGCAGCAAGUUCAACUGCUGCAGCAACUUCAACAAAUAAAACACCAGGAUCAUCAUCAGCUCCAGCAUCAGGUUCACCGACAAGUUCAUCAACUGGUAAACCUGCAGGAUUUAAACCUUCCGCAGCAGCAUCAUGUUCAGCUGAAUGCAUGUUGAAUCAAACUCAUGUAUUUGCUAACGGAGAAUAUAAUAAAGCAAAUGCAAAUACAUUCCUUCAUGAUGUUAUUAAAGAUGAUGAUUUUACAGAUAUUUUACAAAAAGCUAUGGAAGAAUGCUCAGAUAAAAGCAAAUCAACAGCUAAAACAUUCGAGGAUCCCAAUGGAAAAUGUAAUCCAUUCUCAAGUAUAUAUUUGCAUUGUGUUACUGAACAUGCUAAUCAAAAAUGCCCAGAAAGUCGAUGGUUACAAACGACAACUUGUAAUAAAGUUCGAAGUUACAUUACAGCAUGUGGCGUUCCAAAUUUUUAAUAAUUAAAUAAGGAAAACGGAAUUUUAAAUAUACAGUUAUGUUAUAUUUCAUAAAUGUUAAUUUUUAUAAAGUUGCAAAUUUGAAAAUCAAGAACCUCUUUAAGUUUUAGAAAAAAAAAAUGGCAGUAUUUACAUUGAGUGUUUGUUUACUUUUUUUUUUAUUUUAUUAUAUUAUUGUUUAAUAUCAAAUAAAUUUAUAAAUUAUUUACAAUAAAAUUUAAAAAAUUACAAUAAAA
Condylostylus longicornis is the source of this 1087-nucleotide messenger RNA. Its product is annotated as spore coat protein SP96-like. The transcript has 5 exons. The coding region runs from base 96 to 851 and encodes 251 amino acids. The record is from RefSeq and is a predicted model, not a curated record. NCBI's taxonomy places the organism in Eukaryota, Metazoa, Arthropoda, Insecta, Diptera, Dolichopodidae.